Cladocopium goreaui is the source of this 949-nucleotide messenger RNA. The record is from the annotation of a GenBank genome assembly. NCBI's taxonomy places the organism in Eukaryota, Dinophyceae, Suessiales, Symbiodiniaceae.
AUGCCCUACUUAGCGUCACCCACAUGGCGUUUUCCGCUCGGUGCUGUCGAAGCUCCCGUUACACGGGGCACAUGUGGACAGAGGGUGGCAGGUCGCGUGGCUACACCGCAUGUGGAAGGAAGGCCCCAGACGCGGCGCCGACCGCUGUGGCGCCUCUGCCAACUGCUGGGACUGCAGGGAGUGGUGCAGCAUUGUUCAAGGCGCCUGCGUCCCUGGCGCAAGAAGCGCUUUCUGCCCUGGAAGCGGCGCAUUCGCCGUGAGCUGCGGCGAGCCUGGCAGGACUGGGGCCCCGGGCAGCUGUCUCGACGCUUGGAGGGGCUCAUUGUCGCAGCCCAGGCCACUGUGACAGAUGCCAGCCUCAUCUUUUUGCUGGUGGCCAAAGGAUGUCCCAGCAGCGACCGUGUGGCACGGGGGAAAACCCCAAAGGGUUGCUGGAGGACAGCCUUCACCUGGCGGAAUCGUCGUGAUUCUCUGGUGCGUUCCAUCAUAGGUUGCUUGUGGCAAGAUGGUAGCACUGCAUACUCUGACAGGGCGUGUGCUGUGCUCUUUAGUGAAGACUGGAGCUGUUGGCUGCUACACGCUGACGCGCUGGUGGCCUCCGUUGCUGCGCUGGAGGAGACCUCGCUGUUGACCAAGGUUUGGCGUUCUGCUGAGAGAGCUAUGGCAACUGGUUCUGAGGUCGUGGAGGGCGUGCAGCCGUUGCUGGCGCCGAGAAGGGAUGGGCACUUGGAAGCAGCGGCCUUCAGGUUUCUGAGAACGCUGGGGUCCCCCAAGGACAGCGUCCUGGUGAUCCUGGACGAUGCGCACCGCAACCCGAUGCCGGUGCUGCCGAAGAAUGAGAGCAGAGCACCCAGGCGCGCCGUGUGCGUGCUGGGCUGCCCCGCCGGUUUGACUUCACAGCAGGAGGCGGCUCUGGCAUCAGCGGCCAGAAGCGCAGGAUGGCAGGUGU